AUGGUUGACGCUUUUGCACCCGAAAGAGCAGAUUUGGACAACUCGCUUUUGUCCGUUGACAUGGGACGCGGUUGUGCAGCUCACGUCGAGGUUGAUUUCUAUGAAAUACCUGAUGAGAGGACGAGAUGUUGGCCUUUCUAUUUCUAUAUCCAAGAUAAGAUGUGCGCAAUGUUCGUCGCUGCAGAGCUGAAGGAGUGUUCCAAUCAUCACAUCAAAUGUCCUCGCCAAGACGUGUGCUUGAUGCCGAAGCGAGUACUCAGCAUUGGUAGUGGGGACACUGACAAAAUUAGAAUUCACCCUUCGCCGAGUCAGUACGGAACGUACGCUGCUCUCAGUCAUUGCUGGGGUCAACAACAACCUCUGAAGGUGACAACGGCCAAUUUCACGCAAAUGAGAGACAACGUCCCUUGGGAAAGUCUUAACUUGGUAUUUCAGGACGCCAUUCGAAUUUGCCGCGAGCUUGGUCUACAAUACAUUUGGAUCGACUCACUUUGCAUUCUGCAGGACGACACGGAAGAUUGGGAACGAGAAUCAUCGAACAUGGGCGCAUAUUACGAAAACGCAUAUGUUACAAUAGCAGCUGAUGCAUCUCGAGAUGGCACAGUUCCGUUGCUCUCUGCCAGGGAUGAAAUGUGGUUGCCAUCAAAAUUUGUGCUAGAUUUGCCCCAAUGCCAAAAGGUAGAUGUGAUCGCCCGACGUGACGCCCUAAGCUCCCCAAAUAAUUCACGGGGAAAUUCAGGCCCCCUUGCGUCUCGUGCUUGGGCUUUCCAGGAGGCUUUGCUAUCUCGCCGAACAUUACAUAUUACACGUGCUGAACUUAUCUGGGAAUGUAGGUCUGUGGUACGAGCGGAGGACGGGCUGAAACCCUUUCAACGUCACUCAAUAGGAUUACCGCAGCAGUUGUUGGAGUGUGAGUCCACGUCAGAACCGCACAAAAUAUGGCACGAUAUCGUUGCAGAAUUCUCCUCACGUCAAUUGACAUACGAUACUGACCGCUUGCCAGCAUUGAGCGGCGCGGCCAGAAAUUUUAAACCCUUGUUGAAAUCAGAAUACGUCGCAGGGCUCUGGGAGAAGAACUUAAUAAUGGACCUCUGCUGGGUGAAUCCUUUGUCAGGCCCUGGUCUGGCAACGUGCAAAGCCGAUUACAUUGCACCGUCUUGGUCAUGGGCCUCCAUCAAAUCUGCCGAAUACCGAGUCGACAAAACUGGUCAGUAUCCGUUUACUUCAUUGGCGACUGUAGAAGAUAUCAAAUGUGAAAUUGCGGGGUUGAAUCCAUACGGCCAUGUGACAAAGGGCUGUCUCGAAUUGAGAGCCUUGCUAUCAAACGUAGAGAUCAAUUGCCCUGAGCCAACUGAAGCUUGGAAAUAUAGUCUAGGCAAAGAUCCUGAAAGGGUAUUUCACCCAGAUUGCAUUUUGACACAGAGUAGUGGAAGCAUACAAAGAGCUGGCGCAACAGACAGAUUGCUACCAUUCUCACAGCCUCUCCCAUGCAUACUACUAGGUUAUGAACAGGGCAAUGACUCCAAGAAAAAUGGGACAUCUCAUGUAGCUUUAGCCCCUACCAAAGACGCCACUCUUGAUUCCCACUCUGAAUCGUCGACGUUAUCACCAUCUCCGGAUCAGCUCUAUGACACACGAUUCUACGUCAUGGUUCUUGGAAUAAUUGACACUUCAACUUACAGCCGAUUAGGACUUGCUCACUUGUCUGAUAACAGAUGGUUCGAAAGUGCAAUAGAACAGGUCGUACGAAUCGUGUGA
Bacidia gigantensis is the source of this 1758-nucleotide messenger RNA. RefSeq lists its product as uncharacterized. The transcript has 2 exons. The coding region runs from base 1 to 1758 and encodes 585 amino acids. NCBI's taxonomy places the organism in Eukaryota, Fungi, Ascomycota, Lecanoromycetes, Lecanorales, Ramalinaceae. The record is from RefSeq and is a predicted model, not a curated record.